Molecule: messenger RNA, 2024 nt
Organism: Pisolithus orientalis
Lineage: Eukaryota; Fungi; Basidiomycota; Agaricomycetes; Boletales; Pisolithaceae
Product: acetate--CoA ligase
Exons: 11
Coding region: 1-1986 (661 amino acids)
Cellular component (GO): cytosol
Molecular function (GO): AMP binding; acetyl-CoA synthetase activity
Source: RefSeq, a predicted model, not a curated record
AUGUCCGAUCAACCAUCAGUCCCCACACAUCCCGUCGCUCCCAGAGUCAAGAAUGGUUCCAAGACACCCCACGUCGGGCCAGAUAUCGAUGCUUACAAGGCCCUUCACGCUGAAACAUUGGGCCACGAAUCAGAUAAGUGGUGGGGAACGAUGGCAAGAACUUUAUUGCACUGGGAUCGUCCGUUCCACACCGUAAGAUCAGGUGGAUUCGAAACUGGAGACAUCGUAUGGUUCCCUGAGGGCGGCUUGAAUGUGUCCUACAACUGCGUUGACCGCUGGGCGUUCAAGCACCCUAACAAAACGGCUGUCAUAUACGAAGCUGAUGAACCAGAAGAUGGGUGUCUCGUUACAUACGCAGAACUGCUUCGCGAGGUCUGUUCUAUCGCAAAUGUGCUCAAGAAGCUCGGCGUCAAAAAGGGUGAUACCGUUUCCAUCUAUCUGCCCAUGACAUGGCAAUCCGUUGCCGCCCUUCUCGCGUGUGCACGUAUCGGUGCGGUGCAUUCCGUCGUGUUUGCAGGUUUCAGCUCGGAAUCUCUCCGCGACCGAGUUCUCGAUUGCAAAUCUCGCGUCGUUCUGACAAGUGAUGAAGGUCGUAGAGGCGGCAAGUCGAUCGCCACCAAAGCGAUCGUAGAUGCCGCACUCAAGGAAUGUCCCAACGUAGAACACGUUAUCGUUCUCAGGCGUACCGGUAAUCAAGUCCCGUGGACAGAGGGGCGGGACAAAUGGUGGGACGAAGAAACAGCUAAGGUGCCCAGCUACUGCCCCCCUGAGAUCAUGUCGGCCGAGGAUCCUCUUUUCAUUCUCUACACAUCUGGUUCUACUGGGAAACCAAAGGGUGUCGUCCAUACCACCGGAGGAUACCUGCUUGGUGCAGCGAUGACAGUCAAAUAUGUCUUUGAUGUCCACCCAGAUGACAAGUUUGCGUGUAUGGCUGACAUCGGUUGGAUCACCGGUCACACUUACAUCGUAUACGGCCCACUUGCACUUGGAGUGUCCACCACUGUGUUCGAAUCAACUCCCGUAUACCCAACUCCUUCUCGAUACUGGCAAACCGUACAAAAGCACCAAAUUACCCAAUUCUACUCGGCACCCACCGCUAUCCGCCUGUUGCGCAGACUUGGCGCUCAUCAUGUUGAAGGUCACGACCUUAGCUCUCUCCGCGUGCUGGGCAGUGUCGGAGAACCGAUCAACCCUGAGGCUUGGCAUUGGUAUAAUGAACACGUUGGAAAGAAGGAAUGCGCAGUUGUAGACACGUUCUGGCAAACCGAAACUGGUUCUAUUGUUGUGACACCGUUCCCAGGUGCUAUCGAGACCAAACCCGGAUCAGCAACUGUCCCCUUCUUCGGUAUCGAGCCCGCUAUUCUGGACCCUACUACUGGAAAGGAACUGGAAGGAAACAAUGUCGAAGGUGUCCUUGUGAUCAAACGACCCUGGCCCUCGAUUGCUCGCACAGUAUACAAUGAUAAUAAUCGGUAUCUGGAAACGUACAUGAAGCCCUACCCUGGCUACUUUUACACUGGUGAUGGUGCCGCCCGUGACGAACAUGGUUAUAUAUGGAUCAAGGGUCGUGUUGAUGAUGUGAUCAAUGUGUCUGGACAUCGUUUGUCGACUGCAGAAAUUGAGUCGGCCUUGAUCUUGCACAAGGGUGUCGCUGAGGCUGCGGUGAUCGGCACCGCCGACGAACUGACAGGGCAAGCCGUGUUUGCUUUCGUCACCUUGAAACCAGAGUUCGCAUAUAACCCCAACGACGAAGCGUCGCUCUUAAAGGAACUCGUUCUCCAAGUCCGCAAAGUCAUUGGUCCUUUCGCUGCACCGAAGAAAGUGAUCAUCGUUCCUGAUCUUCCAAAAACUCGUUCCGGGAAGAUCAUGCGUCGUAUCAUGCGGAAGAUUGUCGCUGGCGAAGGAGAUCAGCUUGGUGAUCUUAGUACUAUUGCGGAGCCUGGUGUCGUCGAAGUCAUUAAAAAGAAGGUAGCGGCAUCAUUGUGAGAUGGGAUGAUCGCAUGUAGAUAUGGAGUCGGAUUCGU